GCUGCCCGUGGUCCAUGUGCCAUGUUCGGCUUGCUGGGGUUGGACCAGUUCACCCGCGCCGCCGCAGCAGUCUUCCGGUCUCACCAGUCGGAUGCCGGUGCCAAGGCGAAUGGCGCUGCAGAGGCUUGGGAUGUGGAUUUGGAGGCAGCGAGUUGGAGAUGCCAUGCGCCCGACCUGGCUGACGUUGAUCUAGAGGUGGGUGAGCAGUGGCGUGGCCGCCCCGUGUUGAAUGAUGCAGGCAGUUCUCUUCGUAGCAGUAGAGCAGGUAGCGGUGUGCGCCAUUGCCACAAAGCCAGAGCAGGUGCUCCGAGGCCGAAGUCGCUGGUCCGGGUGCGUCCCCAGCAUGGUGACUUCGAGGCUCCCAAGAUGCCCGUCAAGACACCUGCCUGCAGUACGCGGAGCUCCUCGAGAUCGCGGCCCGGAGCACCUCCGGCGGUGCCUGCGGCAGCUGCAUCCAGUGAUGCGGCGGAGGCCCCACAGGCAGCGGAGAAGGCAGCUGAACCCGAAGCCACUCCAGAGGAGGCUGCUUUGGAGCCUCAAGAGGAAGGAUCAGAAAGAGUCGAGGGACCUGCCAUGGAGAAGACUGGUGCAGCUGAGCCAUCAGCUAGUGCUCUUGAGGCACCCAAUCCUGAGGCACACACUGCUGAGGAAAGUGAUGUUGGGGAGGAGGCUGCUCCUGCGCAGGCACUUGCAGAAACGCUUGUUGCGGGGGAACUUGUGCAGGAAGUUGCAGAGGCAUCCGAAUUGUUGGAUCCACCGGGCAUCACGUCUGGGACAUAUGGCGGGUCAUCUGAGACAUUUGAGGAGCCGGAACCGCAAGAAGAAGGGCAGUCUGGCAAUGCGCUGGUAGGUGAUUUGGCCAAGCCGUGUGACAACCAAGCACCACAAAGCCCUGGUCCUGAGGCCCAGACCAUCACAGAGCCUGAGGCCACUGGGCCUGCAAUUCCGCCCCAUUUUCCUCGUUUCCUUCCCCGGAAAGAUGCUGGCUAUCCUGAUCAGGACCCUGCGGUGGUGCUCCCAGCCCCAACAGACGAAGAGAAGACCCCAAUCAAGGUGCCGCCCUUGGACGUGAAACCUCCAUCUGGGAAGCCUGGUCUUCUCCGUCGCCCGAACCUGGAGAAGGUUUCGUCAAAGCCCUUCCCCAAAGCACCACCCCCAGGACCGCCACCAGCAACACCGGCAGCUGCAGCACCGGUGGCAGCAGCAAGCAAAGGUGUGGCUGGUAAGGCUCAACCGAAACAGGUUCAAUUCCAAGGGCCAGAAAGGCCAGCUAUGGUUACGGAGGCAACUGUGCAACCAGUGGUUGACUCCAUCACUCGAUCUUCACCUUCCCCUGCGAAAGCCAAAGCUGCACACAGCACAGGGGUCAAGGCAGUGGCAAGAGUUACGUUCAAAGGCGCCGAUGCCCAAAGCGAUGCCAAAGGUGCAGUGGAAGGAGGUGAGGACGUGACGGCAGCACCUUCCGGAGCCUCGAGCUCUGCCAACGAGUCGAGGUCACAAGAGAUAGUGGUCCGGCCGCGCAACCAAGAGAAGCUAGGACUGCUUCAGUGCAAGGGCAGCCCAGGUGAGGUUGUCUUGAGAGCUUGGAAAGAAAGUUCAAUCCAAUUAUUGCCGAAAUUGUGGUCCUUCUCCUUGCCGGAGUCUGGCUUAGAUCCCAAAGUCGUCUCUGCAUGGCUGCAGGGUCACAUUUCCUGGGGUUUCUGCCUGGUCCACUUGGUCGAUGGACUUCUACGCAAGGGCUCCACGGAACGGGGCUGGAAGACCACUGAUGUGGCCAACGACUCGCGAAACAUGCCCGAAGUCACAGUUGAGCAGCUCAAUAGCCAGGGGCGUCAAGCUUUGGUGGAUCAUUUGAUGCUCAACGCCAAGCCGUGGUUGCUGGGAACGCUGGCAGGUGGCCUCGUGAACUUGCCAGGCUUUGAGAAGAGGGAAUUGGCGGAGUUCCUUCCGGCACCCAAAGUGUCUCCCGAGCAGGCAGUGGAGGAUGCUUUCCACUGGUUCUGCCAAGGAUUCCCAGAUCAGGAGCAAUCUGCGUUGCUGGUGCAGAGUCACCAGUCCCUGGUGCUGGCCAUCUCCUACCGACGGCUCCAGUUGAAGGCGCAUCCAGUGGUCAGCUCCAGCAAUGCCGCCAAGAUGGUGCAGGCGGCCGUCAAGAUGGAGACUCUCCGUGCGGCGGCCUCGAAGGACAUGCUCUAUGGCCAGGAGAAAGCCGAUUCACAUUUUACAAAGAGAAGCGAGCUCUCGGAUUGGGAUCUCUGGCGGCUCAUGGGCUUGAUGCAAAGCUGCAUGGAGCAGAGCAGUGAGCUUCGCAACCUAUUGGAGGCGGCCGGAUUUCUGGAACAGGACACCAAGGAACGGUUGAUGAGAUACAUGGUCUCCCUGGACAAGUCGCGUAACGAUUCCAGGGUGCUGAAGGAGAAAUACGCACUGGAAGCGCAGAGGCCACUUUCUGUGCAGAAAAGCGCAGGGAAAAAGAGUAUCCGAACAUUCUCCUCCUGUAAAUCCUCGAAUUUUGGGCUUGGCUCCUCGCAGGUUCAUGGUAAUCUAUAUGUGAAUCAGGUUUGGAAGGCUUGGGUUUUCACAAAUCCUUUAUCAAGUUCUCACCCUCUUGAUGUUUUGGCUCAAGUGCCUUGA
Molecule: messenger RNA, 2634 nt
Organism: Cladocopium goreaui
Lineage: Eukaryota; Dinophyceae; Suessiales; Symbiodiniaceae
Source: the annotation of a GenBank genome assembly